Molecule: messenger RNA, 1293 nt
Organism: Dalotia coriaria
Lineage: Eukaryota; Metazoa; Arthropoda; Insecta; Coleoptera; Staphylinidae
Gene: Atf-2
Product: Activating transcription factor-2
Exons: 2
Coding region: 1-948 (315 amino acids)
Biological process (GO): regulation of DNA-templated transcription
Molecular function (GO): DNA-binding transcription factor activity
Source: RefSeq, a predicted model, not a curated record
AUGAACUCAAGUUCACAAUUUGAAGCUACAGGUUCUUCCAGCACAUCUGCUGAAUGUAAACAAGGCAUUAAACGAAAAAUGGUUCAUAAAAAUAUUAAUUUGAAUUUGAAUGCCAUUACUGAUACUCAAUGCACAUCCUCAGAUCAUACUCCAACACCUACAAGAUUCAUCAGAAACUGUGAAGAACUAGGUCUCUUCCAAGAUUUGCAGAAUGUAAAUCCAUUUGAAGAGGGUUUCAGAGAAGCACUGAGCAAUCCAACAGUAAACAAUAAACUGUGUCCACCAUUAUCAGCUACAGAUAGUAAUAAUGAUGGCACUCUGCAUACACCUAAGAUUUUACCACUUAUUUAUAAUGCUUAUUCAUUGCCUGAGACAACUGAAGAACCCUCUAAAUUAGAUAAAUCAUUCAGUGAUGAUGAUGCUGAUCCUGACUUUAAUCUUAAAAUAAGUCCAGAUGAAGAUGAAUCUCACAAUAGUGAGAACUUGGCCUCAGAAUCAAUUGAUAUAACCACUGAUAAAGAUGUAGAAGAGGUGCAGGAUGCAAACAAAACUCAACAAAACUCAGUCAGUAUUAAACUACCUAGAAGCUCAACUGAAAGGCGUCGUGAAACAAAUCGAAAUGCAGCGCGAAGAGCAUACAAGCGCCGAUUAGAAAUCUCACAAGAAAAAGAAAAAGAAAGAGAAAUGUUAAUUCAAGACAAUGCACAACUAAGGCAGGAAAAUGCAUUGUUAUCAAUCGAAGUUAAAAAUCUGCGACGACAACUACGGACGAUUUCUACCAAAAUUAUUUUAGGACAACACAUAAGUGCACAAUGCGAAAAGAGUAUUGAAGAGUCAACUAUGAUAGAAGAGAGUGUGGUUUCCGAGGUGCCGGCUAGUACAGCAGCUACACCCCAUACAAAAAAACAUAGAAUAUUAUUGCCGAAAUUACCUAUAUUUUUUAAAUGAUCUUCCAGUCAGUAGCUACUAGCAAUACAUCACAUGUCAUAAGCAAUAUUUUGCAUAUUAUACAUAGGUACAUAUUUUUAUUUUUAAUAUUUUUGGACUCAAUUUUAAUAAUUAAAAUAUUAAAACAUUAAUAGCAUAAUUACUUUAUCUGCAUAUAUUCAGUGUCUGGCAUCAAUGCAGAACUAUAUUUUGCCUAAUGUAAGAUAUUUUUUAAACUAAAUAAUUUUAAUGUUUCUUGUUAUUUUUAAAGGUUUUAAUGCUAGUUUAAACUGUAAACAUCAAUGUUUAUCUUCGAGCGUGCAAAUGAAUUGUAUCUAGACAAGAAAAUAGACUAAUAUUUGCAAA